Misgurnus anguillicaudatus (oriental weatherfish) is the source of this 2551-nucleotide messenger RNA. It is a transcript of the gene sox8b, whose product is annotated as SRY-box transcription factor 8b. The record is from RefSeq and is a predicted model, not a curated record. NCBI's taxonomy places the organism in Eukaryota, Metazoa, Chordata, Actinopteri, Cypriniformes, Cobitidae. Gene Ontology annotation, cellular component: nucleus. Gene Ontology annotation, molecular function: RNA polymerase II cis-regulatory region sequence-specific DNA binding; DNA-binding transcription factor activity, RNA polymerase II-specific. Gene Ontology annotation, biological process: neural crest cell development; negative regulation of transcription by RNA polymerase II; morphogenesis of an epithelium.
AAGUGACGCUCUCAGUCAGUGUGAGAGAAGCACCGCGCGCUUGCUGUCAGUUUUAAAGUGACGGAGAUGACCGAGGAGCGCGAGAGGUCACGCGCCGAGCCGCCGUGCAGUCCGUGCAGCUCCGCGGGUCAAGAGUCAGACUCCGACGCGCCGCUGUCGCCCGCUGGAUCUGAUGGACACGCGUCCGUCGUUAGGAAACCGGAGGACGCGGAUGCGCGAUUCCCGGCGUGUAUCAGGGACGCGGUGUCGCAGGUGCUUAAAGGUUAUGACUGGUCUCUCGUGCCCAUGCCAGCGCGAGGCGGGAGCGCGCUCAAGAGUAAACCGCACGUGAAGCGACCGAUGAACGCCUUUAUGGUUUGGGCUCAAGCCGCGCGCAGGAAACUGGCAGACCAAUAUCCUCACCUGCACAACGCCGAGCUGAGCAAAACCCUCGGCAAACUCUGGAGACUGUUGACAGAUAACGAAAAGAGACCGUUUGUGGAAGAAGCCGAGAGACUGAGAGUCCAGCACAAGAAAGAUCAUCCGGAUUAUAAAUACCAGCCGAGGCGGCGGAAAAGCAUCAAGCCGGGACAGAGCGAGUCUGAUGCUGGAUCUGAUCUCGCCCAUCACAUGUACAAAGCUGAACCUGGAAUAGGGCAUGUCGUGGGUUUAUCUGAUCACCACACGGGUCAGGGACCCCCAACGCCACCAACUACACCAAAAAUCGACCUUCAUGGAGGUAAGCAAGAUUUAAAGCACGAGAGAAGACGCCUGCUCGACAGCACUCGACAAAACAUUGACUUCAGCAACGUGGACAUUUCCGAGCUCAGCACAGAUGUCAUCGGCAACAUUGAAACCUUUGAUGUCCAUGAGUUUGACCAGUACUUGCCCCUUAACGGGCAUACCGGAGUCGCGUUGAGCUCAGAGCUCGGACACGGGCAGAACGUCGGCUCGGCAGGAGCUUACGGCCACGGCGCGAGCAACGGGGCGGCUUGGAGUCGCAAAGGGGCUGCGACCUCCUCCUCGUCGUCCGGUACGAGUGAAGCGGGACAGCACAGACCGCAUAUUAAAACCGAGCAGUUGAGCCCAAGUCACUUCGGUGAGCACUCGCCCUCGCGCUCCGAGUACGACACGUACGGCGCGCAGACGUGCAUCACGUCGAACACCCCCUCAUUCUCCAACACGCCGUGUGACUAUACAGAUCUUCAAAACUCCAACUACUACAGCCCUUAUUCCAGUUACCCUUCCAGCCUCUACCCGUACCCAUACUUCCAUUCCUCACGGAGACCCAUACUCAAUGGCUUUUCCAUCCCGCCCUCCCACAGCCCCACAGCCAACUGGGAUCAGCCGGUUUACACCACAUUAUCCAGGCCGUGAGGACUGUUUCUGACUUACUCUGUACUGAUGUAGGAGAGCGUUAGUUGAGAAGACGUUUAUGCCAACUGACACACAAAACAUGAGUGCCCGCUGACUUUUACAUGCUGUUUGAUCACAUUUCACCUUAAAGGAAUUUUCAUUUACAUUCUGAAUUUCAGUCCUGGAAAGAAAUGGAAGUUAAAAAAUCAUUAAAGUUAUGGAAAUGUAAUUUUUUUUCAACAUUGACCUAAAGGUUUACUGGGUUUUGAGGUCAAUCUCUAUAAAGCUUAUUGUAAAGUUUCUUGAAAAUUCAUCGAGUCAAAAGAUCCCAUGAUGAAUUAGUGCCUGUACAGUCGAGGGAAAUCCUCUCUGAAGAGCACCUGUCGCUGCUCUCCCGCGUCUCUGCACACAUGUGUUUUACUUAUGCAACACAAUUCAGUUGUAAAGGAAGAAACAGAAGCCUGUGCAACAUACAGAGACUGAAAAUAAUAAUAAUAAUAAUAAUAGUGAAAUGUUUCAGAAUAUUAAGAUAGCAUUUGCUUUAGCAAGCUAAAAACCUUUCUGUAAAUUUAGCCCAUACGAUAAAUUCCAUUGCUCAAAAUGAAAGAUCUAUUUAUAUUAUGAUUUUAAUACAGAAAAAAAAUGGUUUGACAGCAUACUAGUGGGUAAAAAUAUCAAUCACGUGUCCGUUCCAUAUUGUUUAAAAGCCUCUGAAAGACUUAAACUUAGUGUGAUUCAGCAGUUCUGUUCAUGGUACUGAGAGAAUUAAGAUCAGUCAUGGGGCCGCAGCUGCAGCAGGACAUCAUUUAACAUCGCCGGUGAUCACCAACUGUCUGAAAACAGUCAAUAUUAGUUUGAGCGCACAUAAACAUGUUUAAGCCUCUUCACCUUUUCACUGAGGACUUUAAUAAUUGCAGUUUUUAGCCUUUUCACAAGCUUAUUGUCUGGCGUUUAUUUCAUUUCUGCAUUCCUACAGCAUUUAGUUUUUAACACAGUGCUUCUAAAUGCUUUAUGUAAAACUUGUGUCAUGUUUAGUGUGUUAUUUUUUUAUAGAAACAUUUUGAUGGGUGUGACACGUAAACACACAAACAGUGUUUUAUUUACAUUUCAUUUUUUAAUGACUGCAGUGAAUCUUUCAUUUGUGUUAACAGAAACAUUCUUGCUAAUAUUAAUUGCUGGCAAUUUUUGUUAAAAAAUAAAGUUUUCCCUCCUGAAA